This is a messenger RNA of Amorphotheca resinae ATCC 22711, 2772 nucleotides long. RefSeq lists its product as hypothetical. Gene Ontology annotation, molecular function: GTPase activity; GTP binding; translation elongation factor activity. Gene Ontology annotation, biological process: translational elongation. The coding region runs from base 1 to 2772 and encodes 923 amino acids. Lineage: Eukaryota; Fungi; Ascomycota; Leotiomycetes; Helotiales; Amorphothecaceae. The transcript is spliced from 2 exons. The record is from RefSeq and is a predicted model, not a curated record.
AUGGCCUCGAUAUUUACCUAUGAUCCAAAUCCACCACGAGUUUCCUCACCAUGGUUGGCCCCUGCAGCCUCGCCCAAACCUUCGACUCCCCAGUCCAGUGACCGGAACCCCUCUUCCAGUCUACUAGAAGAUUAUGGUGUCACCCGACUGGAGGCAGAGCCCCAGGAGGGCCCUACCGAAUACAAACUGCAUCUGCUUUUGAGGCCGAGACGGACAUACAGCUCAUUGAGUACUGGCCGUGUAAUAGCAGGAUCUCAACAGCACCGGCAGCAACCUGGGAAUCAGCCCAUACGCCAUGAACCGGGGCCAGUUUCGGCUCCUUCGAAUCAGUCUAGGCAGAACCGCCUAGAACAAUUAACCACUCAACUACUAUGGCGGCUGCAACAGUCCUCUCCUUAUCACGCAUCCUCUACCAGCGACCUUGUCCUGCCUAAAUUACCAGAGGCUGCGGCGGCCUUGGAAUCUCCUUCACGGCCCGGGAAGCUUCUUGCUGGGCUCGAAGAGAGUCGCGGAGCUCUCUAUGAAAUCGGCGUUUCUGAUGACGGGACCUUCGUUGGGUUGACUAAGGAUGAGAUGGACGAGAGCUUGACAAAUCUCCGAGCUAUGGCGGCUAGUCUUGGAUGUAAUGUUGAGGUUUUACGAAUGGUUGUGGUUGGAGAUUGCGAAUGGCAUGAGUUAUCUAGUGCCACAGAGAAGCCAGACCUAACAUCUGGUCAACUACCAAAGCAUGAGAAGCAGAACUCCGGAUUGUCCAAGGAUACAAAUGAGCCAACCAACGUACUUCGCCAUCACGCAAAGCUGUGGGUCGCGGAGGCCUUGGUCACUCCUGACUUAAGCUCAAAAAAUCACAUCAUUCCCGUUGAUACUAGAAUUGACGCUUGCCAUGAAUCUCCGCCUCCCUCCAAUUCUCCUGCCACCUUCCAGGAUCAAGAGAACUUGGCUGUGGGCGAACCGGUCGAUCAACUGCGAAUAACGCUCACGGGCCCGACUACCUCAGGGAAAUCAAGUCUGCUGGGAACACUAUCCACCGCUACGCUUGACAACGGGAGAGGCAAAAGCCGACUUAGUCUACUGAAACAUCGACACGAGAUUGUCUCGGGAGUAACAAGCUCGGUGGCUCAGGAAUUGAUUGGUUAUAAGGAUGAUGAUGUUAUCAAUUACGCUUCUGGAAACGUUACCUCUUGGACCGAUAUACACGCAUCGGCCGAACGAGGUCGGCUAGUUUUUGUGUCCGACUCUGCUGGCCACCCAAGAUACCGUAGGACAACAGUUAGGGGAUUGGUAGGAUGGGCGCCACAUUGGACUGUGCUUUGCGUGGCUUGUGACGAUGGUGAAAAUGCUCCGACUGGUGCGGGGGGAACUUCAUCAGCGCAAGACAUACUCGGGACUGCUGGAGCUGGCAUUGACCUCGCAAAAGCACAUCUAGAACUGUGUUUGAAACUGGAGAAGCCACUGGCAAUCGUCAUCACCAAACUUGACUUGGCUUCUAAAACAAGUCUUAGGCAAACAGUUUCUAAGAUCUUGUCCGCCGUGAAAGCGACAGGCCGAACACCGUCUCUCCUCCCUCCAGACCAGUCCAAGGUGGUUUUGGAGUCAGACCUCAAAACCAUUCUUCAGAGUGAUACUGAUACCAUCCGCGGGCUUUUUGCUAAAACAAAAGAUCUCGAAGGGCUCACGUCGAUCGUACCCAUCAUUCUGACAAGCGCUGCUAAAGGCACAGGGAUUCGCCUAAUGCACGCCCUGUUGAAAAAUCUCCCGAUACCACCUGCGCCGACUCCACAGGAUUUUACUGGUCCCGCGCUAAAUCCAGAGCAGCCUGCUUGCUUAUUCCACAUCGAAGACGUUUUUGGCCUACCUGCCUCAUACGAGCCCCUCGCUUCCAGUAAAAGCAAGCAGGCUGACGCGGGGAAUGUUGUAGCUGGCCAUCUACGAUUUGGCAGACUUUCUGUUGGCGAUACAAUUGUCAUUGGGCCAUUUCCAGCAGAUGCCGAGGAGAAUGAUUCGCCUCCCAAAUCAGGUGCCAGGUCGUCUCCAAAUAGCUUUGGGGCUUCACUAUCUCAUCCCUCCGCAACAGAGCUCACAGGGUUUGCAUCUCGAAAUGUUCUCGCUACUUCCGUGGCUAAGAGAGAGUGGUACAAGGCUCAUAUUGUGAGUAUCCGUAACUUGCGCCUACCUGUCCAUACGCUACAGGGUGGUCAAGUUGGCACUAUUGGUAUUGUUUUCGAUCUCGGCGAAGGGGAAUUGCGGAAUGGCGCUGUUGAACGGCUACCACCAACGGCACCUCGAAUACGAAAAGGCAUGGUCAUAGCAAUUCCAAGUCGACAUAUGAUUCAAACAGAGCAUGCGCUACAGGCUGUCAGUGGGUUCACCGCUUCUUUCGAAGAUGGGGAUAUCAAUUCAGUCACGCCUGGAAGCUUGGUCGUUGUAUACAUUGCAAGUAUACGGGCAUCGGCUAGAGUUAUACGUCUGGCGCCUCAUGCAGCAAAUAAUGAUACAGUUUCUACUAGGGGUGAAGGAAUGGACGAUGUAUUUGGGCUCGAUGAGAGCCUACAACAAGAGGCGCAGGACUCGGAGCCCUUCAUCUUCGGCUCCGAUGGAGUUACAGAUGUGACUUUGGAGCUCCUGACAAACCGUGAAUGGAUAGAAUUAGGCUCUCAAGUUUUGGUUAUGCCUGGUGGAGGACACGGCCUGUAUUAUGGUUCUGAAAGAGGAGAAAAAGGUAUUGCCGGCCUCGAAGGCUAUGUUGGUAAGAUUAUAGAAGUUGUAGAUUAG